Blepharisma stoltei is the source of this 1567-nucleotide messenger RNA. The record is from the annotation of a GenBank genome assembly. NCBI's taxonomy places the organism in Eukaryota, Ciliophora, Heterotrichea, Heterotrichida, Blepharismidae.
AUGUUAAAACCACGCAAGAGAGUCCCAAUUCUUCCUCAAUUUUCCACUGAAGAUUUUAUUAGCCUUUCAAAUGACAAAACCCAAAAAAGUCCAUGUUUUGGAUUUCCAUUUACACCCCAAAAAUCACGAUUAGUCGCUUUAAACCCCAAAACAGCUUCCCCAACUCAAACUCCAAAAUCUACUAAAUCUAGAUCAAGGCCUCAACGUUUUUUAUCACCUUAUAAUAAGCCAAACCCAAGUCUAAACCGAUCGUCUUCUUCAACAGCUAUGAAAAGAAACUGCAGCGAAGAAGGAUUUGAUUCUCCAAAGCGAGUAAAAGACCGCAAGAAAAGCUCAGGAAUGGAUUUUCUGCAGCAAAGUACUUUUGAUAAUGGGACUUUGCUUCAAAAUUCGUCCCUUUGUACAGAAAUUAAUGAAGAAUUAGCGAAAUUGACCCCUGCCAGUAAAGAAAAACAAAUUUUGAUAUGCAAAAUUAACUUAUCGAAACCAAGGAAAAGAGUCCAUAUUUUGCCACAAUUUUCAGGGAAAGAUUAUGUUUAUAGCUCAGUUGACAGAUCUAUAAAAAGCCCCAGCAUUGGAUUCCCUAUUACACCUAAUGAAAAAUCACGGAUAUCUGCUAUAGUAAAUUACAUUGAAUGAGGCAAAAAUCUUAUUAGAAAAUCUAUAGUAAGCUAUUCAUGGUAUUUUACUAUAUAAAUCCUAAGACCGCCUCUCCUACACAAACUCCGAAGUCUACUAAAGCUAGAUCAAGGCCUCAACGUUUUGCAUCACCUUAUGCAAAGCCAAGACUUAACUUAAAUCGAUCAUCUUCUUCUAGCACUAUGAAAAGAAAUCAGAGUGAAGAAGGAUUUGUAUCUCCAAAGAAAGGAAAAGACCGUAUGAAAAGCUUAGGUUUAGAUUUUUCACAUUAUAAUUCUUUUGAUAAUGGCAGCAUCCUACAAAAUUCUAUGAUUAAUGAAGGCCCAGGCAAAUUGACGGUUAAUUUAUUUUUUUUUAAAUUAUUUUUUAUAUAUAAAAAAUAAAAGAUUUUUAUUUAUUUCCAUAUUGACCUGUAAAUAAAGAUGAAAAAAUUCUAAUAUGUAUAUUAGAUGAAGGCUCCCAGCGAAAAAAAUCCACAACCCCUCAUCCUGCUAAGCCAAAAUUUGAAGAAAUUCCAAAAUUGGAUUUAUCAAGACUAGACUCCAAAAAAAAUUUUAUAGAUUCUAAUGGUAAAAAUUCUUCGUUUACAGAUAAUAAAUCAUUUGCAGACAUACAAGAAAUUAGUGGAAAUACUGGAAGCGGCUCCAUGCCAAAUGAUUGUGCAUUUUUGAUAGUGCAGCAAUUCUUAUGAGGCAUUUGACUAAAAAAACCGUUAAAUUUCGGCCAAUGGUACACUUUUUUUAAAAAUUUUGACAAAAUUUUUCUUUGAUGAAAUGCAAAAUAUUAAAAGUGCAAGAUCAUUGGGCCUGCACUCACUGGAAACAAACCAAAGGAAGGUCCGAUUUGUUUCCAAGAAGAAUUCAUGUCAAAAUUCCAAGAGUUUUCUGAGUCAUGGAGAAAUAUGAUACAAGACCAGACCAGAACUUAA